Molecule: messenger RNA, 3046 nt
Organism: Python bivittatus (Burmese python)
Lineage: Eukaryota; Metazoa; Chordata; Lepidosauria; Squamata; Pythonidae
Source: RefSeq, a predicted model, not a curated record
UGUUGUUAUUCUUCUGGCAGAUGUUUUCCUUCCUGACUCACAUAUGCCAGCUGUAACCUUCCUCCAAGAACUGCCCAGUUACCAGUCUAUGCGGAGGAGAAGACUGUUAUCCCCACAUGUGGGCAACUACCACAGUUUAGCCCGAUCGGCUUCUGGAGAGACCAGGAAUCUGCUCAAAGGGACAGAAUUCAGAAGUCUCAACUUGGCAUGCCCGCUGAGAGAAUGUACCUUGUCGAUUGCGGAGAAGAGACGUUUAAGGGAGAUUGAGGAAAAACACAUAAAAUCUCAGUCAAGGUGGGAUCAGUGGAAGAAAUCAUCUAAUAGAUCACUAAAAAGAAUUACAGAGAAUGCCAAAGAAUUAAUCUCUUACCUGGAAUUGUGGAGAUACAACAUCCAUAGCAUUGAAGAGAAAUUUGGCACUGGGAUCAAGUCUUACUUUUCUUUCCUGCGGUUCCUGGUGGUGUUGAACGUUGUCAUCUUCCUUCUCCUGUUCAGCUUUAUCGCCCUUCCGACUGCUCUUUUUAGAUACGGAAUUGUCAACGGCAGCUACGUGAAGGUUCCCCUAGAAACAGAGCCAGAGUGCACGGUUUAUGCAAUCAGUAGCACCAAAGGACUUGUCUCUUUCUACAGUUAUAUUAUAGAUCUGCUAUCGGGCACAGGGUUUCUUGAAAUGACAAGUCUCUUUUAUGGCUAUUACACAGUGGAUAAUGUAUAUUUGGGCCUGCUGGAAUAUCAUGUGCCGCUUGCGUAUUUGCUGAUCACGCUGGCUUACCUUUCUUUGAGCUUUGUCUGGAUUAUCAAAAGGUCGGUUGAAGGUUUUAAGCGAAGCUUGGUGUACAGUGAAGAUCCGUUUCAGAGCUACUGCAACAAAAUUCUUGCUGGCUGGGAUUUCUGCAUUACAGAUGUAAACGCCGCACGGCUGAAACAGAGUAGUUUACUUUAUGAACUUAAAACUGAUUUGCAGGAAGAAGACAGAAGGCAGAAGGCAGCAGAAAGAACCCUCAAAGAGAAAAUACGUAUCUAUUGCUUGAGAAUCUUCUUAAACGGUGUCGUUUUGGCUGUUCUAUCAGCUUGUUUUUAUUCCAUCUAUAGAGUAACUGUCUAUUCACAAGAACAUACUUUCCAAGAAAACAACAUCAAAUUUGACAACCUCUUUGUGCAAUACUUACCUUCUAUGGUGAUCACCGUAGCGAACUUUUUUGCCCCCCUGAUUUUUUCGUUUCUCGUCCAAUAUGAAGAUUAUUCGCCUGUCUUUGAGAUACGAUUAACUCUGAUCAGGUGUGUCUUCGUGCGAUUGGCCAACAUUGUUGUCCUUUUGGUCUCGCUGUGGGCUCGGAUCACAUCCUGUGCUGACAAGUGCAAGACAUGUGGAUACAAUUAUGACCUUUAUCCAUGCUGGGAAUCUCGAGUUGGCCAGGAAAUGUAUAAACUGAUGAUCUUUGACUUGAUCAUCAUCUUUGCCGUUAUAGUCUUCAUUGACUUUCCUAGGAAGUUGAUCAUUACCCAUUGUCCCGUGAAGGCCUUUCAGUGGGUUGGGCUGCAGGAGUUUGCCAUCCCAGACAACGUGUUGGAGAUAGUUUAUGGACAAACCAUCUGCUGGAUUGGAACUUUCUACUGUCCUCUUCUCCCAGCAAUUGCAGCCAUAAAAUAUUUCAUUGUCUUUUAUAUUAAAAAGAUAAGUUUGAUGCACACAUGUAAACCUUCUGCCCGGCCCUUCAGAGCCUCCAGCUCCAACUUUUUCUUCCUGGUGGUCCUCCUGAUUGGUCUCCUUUUGGCAUUCAUUCCUUUGGGAAUCAGCAUGACACACAUUCCGUCUUCUAAAGCCUGUGGGCCUUUUGUGAAUUUCCAUCGUUCGUGGGAUGUCAUUGGACAUACCAUAAAGAAAUUCCCCCGCCUGUUGCAAAGAAUCUUGAAUGGCAUUUCUUCUGAAACGUUUGCUGUGCCUUUCUUCAUGGUUACCUGCUUUAUUGUGUUUUGUUUCAUUGCCUUGGCUGGAGCACAUAAAAGAGUGAUUAAUCAACUGAGGGAACAAUUAGCUAUGGAGAGUCGUGACAAGCGUUUCCUGAUUCAGCAAUUGACUCAAGCUCACAGACUUCACUGAGUACCAUUCAUUCCCACUGGAGGGAACGUUAAGUCAAAGCAAGUAGGUGGUGGCUUAAGGAAAUAACUGGAGUGUUCACCAUCACGAACUGAGGAGGACAUAUUCAGCUUGCUGUAGAUGGAGUGCCUACUGCAACGGGGGCUUCCAUCCUGUUAGAGCGCCCUACUGUGGAGUUCAUCUUUAUUUAUAGUCCUGCCAUCCUCAAUUUCACCCUCUUCCUUAGGAUGCAGGACAAUUGUCAAUAGACCCAGGGAAUCGCUAAUGCCAGGCUGUGAUGCUGAUCUUGAAGUGAGCCUCCCAUUUUUUUUUCAAAGGAUUUCUGCACUUUGCCUGAUUUCUACAGAAUGAAAUGACUGCUCCAAAUCUCUGCUUUGGUUCAGAAUGUACAGUAGUGACAACACAACAACAAAACCCUUUACUCUUCACAGGCAAGCUGUUUUAAUUAACAUUUCUUAAUUUUUUAAUGUUGAGCCCCUAUAGAAUUUUAUUUGUUCAAGGUAAGUCUUUUCCAGAUUUACAUGGUGUUUUACUGUUUUUGUAUUAUUGUUUUAUGGAGAUAAAAGUCUUAUGGAGUUGGGCAACUUUCUAAACCCAAUCAGUAAAGAAAGUACAAAAGGUCAGGGAUUGCUGGUCAGAGCUGAGCAAUCAUAGCCGUGGAGAUUUCCAGGUUGCUAGACUCCAUAUCACUGGCCUUGUUUACAUAUCACCUUGACACCUUUGUUCAGUGGACACAAAUCUUGGCUGCAGGCACUCAGAAAACAGCAACCAUUCUUAAAGCCGAGGGGUUGAGAAUUGAAUGACUAGGUGACUGAAAGUUUCCUCACUAACUUGAGCACAUAACUUCUGUUAUAGGGCCCUAGUAAGGGUAGUCAUUUAGUGACUGCUUCAUUUAGCGACCAUUCGCAGUUAGGAUGGUGAUGAGAAAGUAACUUUACGACCAAUCCU